AUGAGAAAUCCUCCUCCGUCUCUACUCUCCCUCACCGUUAACACGGCCGUCUUAAAUCUCUCUCGCAUCAACGAUCUCUCCCAUCUUCCUGAUCACAUCGUCCUUGAACUCUUCGCGAGAACAUUGAAAGCUGGGAAGUUGAAUGAGAGAGUUCUGAGACUUUUCAUGGCGUCUGGAAACGAAGAAGUUCUUUCUAUUAUCGACGCACUCAAAAUCAGAAUCGACGUAACUCCUAUUCUUCCUACUCGAUGUCAGGAGAAAUUUAGAAUGUAUGGGACUAGACGCUAG
Messenger RNA from Arabis nemorensis, 288 nucleotides. Lineage: Eukaryota; Viridiplantae; Streptophyta; Magnoliopsida; Brassicales; Brassicaceae. The record is from the annotation of a GenBank genome assembly.